CCCAUGUGAGACGGGAAUCUUUUCUUCUUCCGCCAGGGCCCAAUCGCCUUUGAGGACGUGGCUGUGGAUUUCUCCCUGGAGGAGUGGGUUCUCCUGAAUCCGGACCAGAAAGCCUUGCACAAGCAGGUCAUGGAGGAGAUGAAUGGGAUUGUGGACUCUCUUGGUAAGGCUCCCUCACUGAUGGGGAUUUCUGUUUCAAAAGGCAGUAUUAUCCUAAAUCAUCACAGUCACUGAGGGUCUGUAAGGCAGGGCUUAUGUUAGAAAUAUAUGACAUAAGAGUAACAACAACAACAAUAAUAAUAUAACAUUAGUGCCAAUUCAGACUCAAGUGGGAAGAUUACCAUAACUGGAGUCAAAGCAUAUUCCCCCUCUCUCAAAUAUAUUACAUAUUACUGUAUUUUAUAUUGUACAUUAUAUACACUAUAUAUAUGUAAUAAAUAUUAUAUUAUUAGCAUAGCAUGUUACUAGGGGGAAGGCCCCAGAGCAUCAGUUGGGCCUCCAACUGAUGGCACAGUAGACAAGAUGGAACUGUCUUCCUGGUUCCCCCUCUCUCCUAACGUUUCGCCCGUAUUUAUGGCAGGUAUCCUGAGAGGUGGGAGGUAUAUUGGAAACUAGGCUAGUGAGGUUUAUAGAUCUGUUUUUCCCAUAUACCUGACAACCUCUGAGGAUGCCUGCCAUAGAUGCAGGCAAACAUCAGGAGAGAAUACUUCUGAAACAUAGCCAUACAGCCCAGAAAACAUGGCCAUACAGCCCAGUGUUUACAAAAAACACUAACUACAUUUCUUAAUAGUCAAUGACUGGGUCUGAGCUACUCUCUGUUUCCAUCUCUUCUCGGAUUUAAAAGGGAGGGAAAAAUUCCAAGCCCUACAUCUCUCCUGAGACACAAGCAGAGAGAGGUCUCAAUGCACACAGCACACACGGAGAUAUAAAAGUCAGAAAUCUUGCACUAUUCUACAAAACUAAUCAGAAUGAGAGAAAGAGAGAAAGAAACAGAGAAAGAACAAAUAGAUACAUCCCAACUGUCAAUCAGGAGACAAGGGGGAGGGAUUCCCCCAGCCUGUUCUGAAACUAGCUCCCUGUUUCUCAUUGGGGACUGCAGACUUGAGCAGCGUGGGGUUGAAUCACAACAGAUGGAUCAGCAGCUCUUUCCUCUGGUCCAGUCUUGUCCUUCCUCCCAAACUGGGAUGGUGUGGAGGCCGUCUCUUCUCUCUCACGUGGGAUGUUACGUGGAUGCCACUCUAUCUGGCCAAGUCCUACAGACAUCCCUUUUUUGUUCCCUUUUCUGCCUUCAUCAUUGUUCUCCACCUUUUCUUUACUGUCACGGUUUUGCACGUUCACAGCUUUGUCAGGCAAAUCUAUCCCUUUGGAACUCAUAUUUACAGCCAACUUCCAUAAAGUGUAAGAGUCCCAUUUGGCAGUUGAUGGGAGAAGUGUAUCUGUAUUGUCAUGGGGCCAAUUCCCAGAGCUGAGUCUGCAAGCUCUGGAAUUGGAGCCAUAACAACAAGCACUCCUCGAUAGCUCAUGCAGACACCUGGCACCGGAGCAUGGGAACUUUUGGAGUGAGAAUCAAAACAGCUUUAAUGAAUAGUUGGUGUUGUAGUGGUAGUAAUGUGAUAUGUGGGGUGGGGUUUGGUGAUGAUAUUUACGUGUGGUGUGACGUUGUAGCAAAGGUGAUAAAAAUGAUUGUGUGUAAACAUUAUGUCAUUCUCGACUUUUCCAAAGUCGUGUGUUCUUCAAUAAAGAUUGGUUUUGAUAACAGCUACCUUUGGUCUGUGUUCAUGCUGGUCGUUUGAAGUAAGCGUGACAUGUAUCAUCCGGCGCAGUCUGUCUCCCACCGGGAUCCACGGCUGUUUCUCUCGGCAGCAACAUACAGUGGGUCUCUCUGUGCACCAGACACCUGCCAGGAGGGCCACUGAUCUGUGCAUGUGCUUUCUUCUGCGUGAGUAUGGCGACAAAGAGAAAGAAGGUCGUUGGAUCCAUGGAGCAGAAACCUGGACAAAGGAGAGACAAGGCAGAAGGUAGCCAACAACUAUGGUGUCGAACGGGUAGCAGUAGGAGAAUGGAAAUGGAAUCGAUUGCAGAUAGAAAAAUGGUGUUCUCCAAAGUUACCGAUGGUGUGCUGAAAGAGAGGAAAACAAUGAAAAAUGUGACUAUGAAAAAGUUAUUGAAGCUUUGUAUGUUUGGUUUACGCAGCUGAGAGACAAAGGUGUGUGUAUUUCAGGGCCUAUUUUACAGCAAAAGGUAUUGCGUUUUCAAAAAGAAUUUAAUGAAGGGGAAUCAGAUUUUACAGCAAGCAUUGGCUCGACUGGUGGAAGAAACGUUAUGGAAUCCAUCAGUUAAGUGUUUGUGGUGAGAAGCUGUCAUCAAAUUUUCAAGAAAUAGAGGCAUUCAAGAAAGAAAUUCAAGGGGAAAAAAAAUUCAAGACUUUGUUGAAACUGAAAGCCUAACGGGUGAUCAGAUGUUUGAUUGUGACGAGACCAGCCUCAAUUGCAAAAUUUUACCGAGCAGGAGUCUUGCAGCCAGAACUGAAGCAGCAGCCCCUGGCUAAAAGCACAGCAAAGAAAGGCUGACAAUGUUAGCAUGCAGCAGUGCUACAGCAAACCACAAAAUGGACCUCGCAAUGAUUGGGAAGCCCAAAAAUCCAAGAGCCUUUAAAACAGUUUCAAAAAAUGCUCUUCCUGUUAAAUACUACAAUCAAAAAGGUUUGUUGAUGACCAGUGAAAUGUUCAAAAGACUAUUAUUAUUAUAAUAACUAUAUUCCAUCCUAUCUCCCCAAGGGGACUCAGGGCGGAUCACAAUACACAUACACGGCAACCAUUCAAUGCUGUUUGGAGACAGGACAGAACAGAAUAAGACAAACAGAAGGAGGUACGUAGUCUUGAAGUCCAGGUUUUUGGUGCCUUGGAGGCUGAUGUUCUGCUCAGAUUCAGUCACAGGGGUGCUGUUGCUUCAUUCUCUGUGACAAAGAGCCAUCAGAACUUCCUCCUUCCACCUUCCUCUUGGUCACCGCAUUUCUGGUCUUGUUCUUUAUGGUGUUUUAAAAUACCUCCCCCACAAUUUGCGUUACCUCAUUUCUCUAUUUACAGCUUGUAAACUGUUUUCGAACUGCUUAGGUAAACAGUGAGCUGGGUUGGAGGUCGAGCGCUCACCCCCGACCGGGCUUCAAACUGGCCACCUUUCGGUUGGUGGAUCUUAUUACUGCUGUUGAUUUACCAGUUGUGCUACAGCCCAGCCCUAAGGAAUUUGUUCCUUCCACGGAGGAAUUUUUGAAGGAAAUUUACCUGCCCAGGAAAGCGGUUUUGUUGCUAGACAAUGCCCCGACGCACCCUGAUGCAGAGGAGCUUCAAGAGGGGGACAUGAAGGCGAUGUUUCUGCCACCGAAUGUAACCGUCAUAUGCCAACCGAUGGAUCAGGGCGUUUUGGAAGAGCUCAAAAGGAACUAUUGCAGGAAGCUAUUCUCGGCAAGGAUAGAAGAAAUGGAAUAAGUUGAUCUCGCAAAGAUGGCGAGACUUGGCAGCGGAGAAAUGGCAAUCGCUGGAAAAGCAGUAGAUAACGGGGAGAAGAGCCAUGUAUGCACCAAGUACAGGAAGCAUUUGGGACACAACUGGGCCUUUCGUCGAGACCAGCAAGCCCACAGAGAAGAUGGAAGUUCUGCCAGAGAAAGGCCCGACAAAUGCAAUGUAUGUGGGCAGUGUUUUACCCAAAAUAUGGCACUUGUGCUUCACAAGACACUCGAUGUUGGGAAAAGCCAUCUUAAAGGGAAAGUAUCUGCAAAAUGUGUGGUGAAACACAAGAAAUUUCACACAGGUCAGGAACAAUACAGAUGCCAAGAGUGUGGGAAAUGUUUUGCUGAAAGUUCAGCCUUGUUGAGCCACAAAAGAGUCCACACCAGGGAGAAGCCAUACAAAUGCCAGGAGUGUGGGAAAUGUUUUGCUUUCAGUUCAGCCUUGGUGAGGCACAAAAGAGUCCACACCAGGGAGAAGCCAUACAAAUGCCAGGAGUGUGGGAAAUGUUUUGCUUUCAGUUCAGCCUUGGUGAGGCACAAAAGACUCCACACAGGAGAGAAGCCAUACCAGUGCCAAGAGUGUGGGAAAUGUUUUGCUUUCAGCUCAAACUUGGCGAGCCACAAAAGACUCCACACAGGAGAGAAGCCAUACAAAUGCCAGGAGUGUGGGAAAUGUUUUACUGCCAGUUCAGACUUGGUGAAACACAAAAGACUCCACACAGGAGAGAAGCCAUACCAAUGCCAGGAGUGUGGGAAAUGUUUUGCUGACAGUUCAAACUUGAUGAACCACAAAAGACUCCACACAGGAGAGAAGCCAUACAAAUGCCAGGAGUGUGGAAAAUGUUUUGCUGACAGUUCAAACUUGGUGAAACACAAAAGACUCCACACAGGAGAGAAGCCAUACAAAUGCCAGGAGUGUGGAAAAUGUUUUGCUGACAGUUCAGACUUGGUGAAACACAAAAGACUCCACACAGGAGAGAAGCCAUACCAAUGCCAGGAGUGUGGAAAAUGUUUUGCUGACAGUUCAGACUUGGUGAAACACAAAAGACUCCACACAGGAGAGAAGCCAUACCAAUGCCAGGAGUGUGGGAAAUGUUUUGCUGACAGUUCAGACUUGGUGAAACACAAAAGACUCCACACAGGAGAGAAGCCAUACCAAUGCCAGGAGUGUGGAAAAUGUUUUGCUGACAGUUCAGACUUGGUGAAACACAAAAGACUCCACACAGGAGAGAAGCCAUACCAAUGCCAGGAGUGUGGGAAAUGUUUUACUGCCAGUUCAGACUUGGUGAAACACAAAAGAGUCCACACAGGAGAGAAGCCAUAUAAAUGCCAUGAAUGUGGAAAAUGUUUUACUCAGAAUUCAUCCCUUGACCGGCACCAGAGAAUACAUACUGGCUAAAAAACAGCCAUUGUGGGUAAAUGUCUGAUUUCAAACAGGACCCUUUGAGAAGUUCUGCGUCAGAUUUGGUGAAGUCCCCGUUCUUGUCAUUUGAACCUGUAAGUUGGAGGUCUGUUCUCUGGAGCAGCAGAAAGAAAGCUCUGUGUGACAAUCCUUCAGAGCAGUGGUUCUCAACCUGUGGGUCCACAGAUGUUUUGGCCUUCAACUUCCAUAAAGCCUAACAGCUGGUAAACUGGCUGGGAUUUCUGGGAGUUGUAGGCCAAAACACCCGGGGACCCACAGGUUGAGGACCACUGCUUCAGUGUCAGUUCCUGGAAGGUGUAGGAGACAAAGAUAGGCUCACACAGCUUGUAGCUAUGGAAAACUUUAUUGAAUCCGCCUUGCCAAAAUGGCCGCAAAGCUUCUACUGCCCGUCUUCCGCUCUUUCCCCUCAGUAUAUUGGGUGGUUGCUUCCCUCCUCCCUUCACGUCUCUUCUUCUCCAUUCACACCUCCCUUUCCUUUUGUCCUUUCCCACGUUUGAAGACCAGACCCUGUCAUAAACCAGCCUUCCCAGCCAAAUUUAUCCGAUUUGUUGUAGUCAGGUGUGAAAAGAACAGCUUGGAGAAUGCUGAUCUUUUUGCAUCCUGACAUUCAGAGAGUUAAAUAUUAAGUUAAGUCUUGUCACCUCGUCUGAAAAGAAAUAAACCAUAAGUGAUUCCAUCACUUGUUCCUCUGGUCUUAGUUUCCAGCUCCAUUUCCACCUUGGUUUAAAUGUCCAGUUUGUGAACGUUGUGCCCCUACAGACACAUCCUCUGUUUUCCUCUUUAGUCAGGACUGGUCAGCUUGAAUAUUGUAAAUGGCCGUUAUGGGAGGGAUCCAGAGUUAGCCCCUUCCCUUUCAGACAGUGGCUCUCAACCAGUGGUCCACGGACUACCAGUGGUUCGCAAGAACUAAAAUACGGUCUGCCUUCUAAGCUUCCCUUCCUUUGCUUUCUUUUCUCUUGCCCUUCCUUCCCUUUUCUUCCUUCUUUCCUUCUAUCCUUGUCUUCUUGUCCCUUCCUUUGCGUUCUUUUCUCUUGCCCUUCAUUCCUUCCUUUUUCUCUUCCCUUCCCAUCCUGCCCUUUGCUGCCUUUUCUCUUCCUCUUCCAUCCUUUUUCUCUUCCCUCCCUUUUCUCCCCUUUGCCUUUUCUCUUGCCCUUCUUUCCUUUUUUCUUCCCUUCACUUCAUUUCCUUUUCCUUCUUUUCUCUUGCCCUUCCUUUUCUCUUCCCUUCCUUCCCUUCCUUUGUCUACUUUUCUCUUGCCCUUCCUUCCUUUUCUCUUCCCUUCCUUCCCUUUGCCUUUUCUCUUGUCUUCCUUCCUUUUUCUUUCUCUUCCCUUCCCUUCCUUUGCCUUCUUUUCUCUUGCCUUCUUUCCUUGCUUUUUCUUUCUCUUCCCUUCCCUUCCUUUGCCCAUCAUAUGUUAUGGACUUGAGUAGAGUACAAUAUAUGUCUCAUUUGAUGCCUCAAGAACUUGAAUGCAUACUGUAAUUGUUUUUCCUUAAUCUGUUUAUCCUAUUAUGGUUAUAUUAUUGAUGUACUCUGAUUGUUGUUUAUGUGAGUUUAAUAUGUUGUAAGCCGCUUUGGGUCCAGUGAGGGAGAAAAGCAGGAUAUAAAUAAAGAUUCAUCAUCAUCGUCA
Messenger RNA from Anolis carolinensis (green anole), 6558 nucleotides. Its product is annotated as zinc finger protein 501-like. Gene Ontology annotation, biological process: regulation of transcription by RNA polymerase II. Gene Ontology annotation, molecular function: RNA polymerase II cis-regulatory region sequence-specific DNA binding; DNA-binding transcription factor activity, RNA polymerase II-specific. The coding region runs from base 3501 to 4904 and encodes 467 amino acids. Gene Ontology annotation, cellular component: nucleus. The transcript has 2 exons. NCBI's taxonomy places the organism in Eukaryota, Metazoa, Chordata, Lepidosauria, Squamata, Anolidae. The record is from RefSeq and is a predicted model, not a curated record.